AUGAACCAAAACGACAAUUCAAAAAUAAAUGUUGGCUUCCCGUUAAGUCCGGAGAACCGAAAAAAGUAUCAAGAGGGGGUAGAUUACAAAAUCGAGGAUAAGGGAGGCGGAUUUAAAAAAUAUAUCAUUCUUUCUGAAAAGUUGCUAGCGGAUUUUCGAAGAUUUAAUAGAGGGCAAGAUUUGGGAAACAAUAAUAUUGUUACUGAACAAAGUGGCAAGGUCUUAUCAGAAAAUCCCGAAAAAUUAGUUAGGCAAAUAAAAGAAGAAAUUGAAAAACACCGACAAAAAUUCAUUGCCGAAAAUAAUCCGCCUAAUUUUCAAAAAACUUAUAUUCCUCUCUUUGAUGCCAACGACCCGAAAGACUUACAUAAUUGA
Messenger RNA from Paraglomus brasilianum, 375 nucleotides. NCBI's taxonomy places the organism in Eukaryota, Fungi, Glomeromycota, Glomeromycetes, Paraglomerales, Paraglomeraceae. The record is from the annotation of a GenBank genome assembly.